This is a messenger RNA of Parascedosporium putredinis, 1620 nucleotides long. NCBI's taxonomy places the organism in Eukaryota, Fungi, Ascomycota, Sordariomycetes, Microascales, Microascaceae. The record is from the annotation of a GenBank genome assembly.
AUGGCGCUGGCGCGCAGUAUCAAGAUUGGUGGGCUCUUGGCCGUGGCCAUUGACGGUACAGCGGCGGCCCUCGUUUCGCGAGCGGCCUCCCUUCCGGCAGCAGUCCGCGUGCUUUCCGUACCGGACGAGAACACCCCCAUCACCCUCGAGAUCGGCUUGAAGAUGCAGAAUAUCGAGAAACUAGAAGACAUGCUCCGCGACGUAUCCGACCCAAAGAGCUCCAAUUACGGACAGUACCUGAGCACGACCGAGAUCCACGAAACCUUUCGGCCUUCGGACGAGUCCGGCGCCGCCGUCAAGGCGUGGCUUCAGGAGAACGGCGUCACGGAAAUUGUCGACCGCGGCUUCUACAUUAACUUUGCUACAACGGUAUCCAAAGCGAACGACUUGCUCAACUCGGCCUUCUCGUACUACGACGUCCAAGGCACCCGGAAACUCCGUACGCGGGAAUACACGAUUUCGGGCGAAAUUGCUGACCACAUUGAGCUUGUGACCCCUACAACAUACUUUGGAACGACCAAGGCGCAUCGCGCUGUUGACGCCACGGCGCCCGACCACAAUGAGGUACUUGUGAAUAGGCAAGCAGACGGCGACGGCAAUGCGACCAAGCCCUCGCCGUGCUCUCGCCUAUUGACACCGCCCUGUUUGCAAGAUAUGUAUGGAUUCGGGGAUUACCAAGUUGACCCAGACUCUGGAAGCCGCAUCGCUUUCGCCAGUUUCCUAAACCAAUCAGCGGUGCCAAACGACCUCGACGUCUUUACAGAUACAUUCGAUCUCCCUCGCACGAGCUGGGAGUCGGUCAUCAUCAACGGCGGGGAUGAUCACCAAGACUUCAAGAGAGACGUUGGGGAGGGGAAUCUGGACGCGCAGAUGUUGGCCCUCUCUGGAAAGACGCUUCCCAUGUUUCACUACGUUACCGGAGGGAGCCCGCCUAUUAUUCCUAACCUCAGGCUCGACGAGGAUUCCAACACGAAUGAACCGUACCUGGAAUUUUACCAAUACUUGAUGGACUUGGAGAAUGAAGAGGUAGCCCAGGUCAUCUCCAUAUCGUAUGGCGACGACGAGCAGACCGUGCCGAAGGACUAUGCUGUUCGAACGUGCAAUUUGAUGGGCAUGAUGGGUCUUCGAGGCAUAACCAUCAUUGAAUCAACUGGCGAUGCAGGCGUUGGCGCACCUUGUCGAGCCAACGACGGCUCCGACAAGAUCGAGUUCACCCCCAGUUCCCGCCGAGCUGCCCAUACAUCACAACGGUUGGUGGGACGCAAGGGUACGAUCCAGAGGUCGCAGAGAUUCUUGGACGAGGUUAUGGACCAAGAGCUCAAGGCCGAGUAUGAGCAGUAUACGAACUACGGCGGACGCGGAUUCCCGGAUAUUUCUGCUCAUAGCUCGAGUCCGUCUGAGGGGUUCAAGGCUCUUACAGAUGUCGUUGGCGGGAACUCAAAGGGCUGCGAUGGCUGGGAUACUCAGAGCGGUGCUCAGGUUCCCGGUGCAGGCAUUAUUGGCGAGAGGGGUGCAUACUGGAAUGCAACAGAAGGCGACGCGUGCCGGGACCGUGAGGACCAUCGCCUUGCGUACUUUUGUGCAGAAACUGCCAGACACCCCGGGUAUCUCGUUCCCUGA